This is a messenger RNA of Hylaeus anthracinus, 4714 nucleotides long. It is a transcript of the gene Csp, whose product is annotated as dnaJ homolog subfamily C member 5. The transcript has 7 exons. Lineage: Eukaryota; Metazoa; Arthropoda; Insecta; Hymenoptera; Colletidae. The coding region runs from base 354 to 1022 and encodes 222 amino acids. Gene Ontology annotation, cellular component: type Is terminal bouton. The record is from RefSeq and is a predicted model, not a curated record. Gene Ontology annotation, biological process: regulation of neuromuscular synaptic transmission.
ACGCCAGUAAAACCCUAAGUCCUUAAAAAUAAAACCGCACGGACGCGCAACAUUAUACAGUCUUCAUGUUUUCACCGCACGUUUUCCACUGGAGAAUUUUAUGCUUAGUUCAUGUGGUUUAGGUCUGUAUUUCAGUUAGCGCCAGAUUGGUGUAAGUGUGUCCACUUUUGGUACUAAAAUAUUGAAUCACUUCCUCUGGUAUCACCUGAAAGGGUAUCUGCUCAAAAAGUUGCGUACAUUUAAUGACGGAAACCAUGUACGUGUAGUCCGACAAGAAACAUUUGAUUACAGUUUAAAUUACUAAUUUUAAUUUACAUUUCACAUAAUCGAAAUACGAAGUUUCCCCAUUUAUCAUGGAUAGAAGGAAAAUGUCAACUGCAGGGGACUCCCUGUAUCAGAUUUUACAGAUACCAAAAACUGCUACUUCAGAGGAAAUUAAAAGGACUUAUAGGAAAUUAGCAUUAAAAUAUCAUCCUGACAAAAAUCCAAAUAAUCCAGAAGCUGCAGAAAAGUUUAAGGAAAUAAAUAGAGCACAUACUAUAUUAACAGAUUUGACAAAACGUAAUAUAUAUGAUAAUUAUGGAUCUCUUGGAUUGUAUGUUGCUGAGCAAUUUGGCGAAGAAAAUGUUAAUGCCUACUUUGUUGUUACCUCCGGUUGGGGCAGGGCACUCAUUCUAUUCUGUGGUCUGAUAACUGCAUGUUAUUGUUGCUGUUGUUGCUGUAUUUGUUGCAACUUCUGCUGUGGUAAAUGCAAACCAACUCCACCAGAGAACAGUGGAGCAUACCAUAAUCUACAGCGGGACCAGAAUCCGGAGGUCAAUGUCGUGACGAAUCAGCCUAGAAGCCUGGCCAAGGAAGACGAAAGUGACGAAGAGGCAAUUACAGCACAACCACAAGGUGGCCCGCAGAACAGCUCUGCGAAUCAGCCCAUUUUUGCCAUGCCACCCACAACCAUUGAUGAAAAUACUAACUUAAACAGCGGUACUGAAAGAGUGGUUUACACGACUGCUUCAUGCAUUUAAUUGAAACAUAUUAUGGAGAAACAUAAUAUGCAGCAAGCAUAAUAUGGAGCAAUGUAACCAACAUAUUGGUUUAAUGAUAAUGUAGACAUUAAGCGCUGUGUAAUUUGACAUUAUUAUAACUCCAUUGAUAAUGUUGCAAAUUCAAAUGUUCAAUUCCUAAUGCCUUGGGUGUUAAAUUGUAGGUUAUUUAAUUAUAUUUAUUAUAGAUUUAUCGAAUUAGUGGGGAGAAAAUAAUAAAUUAAUUACAAGUGAGAAAAACUGAAUCAAAUUUUAAAGUUUAAUGUUUUUUUUUUUGUCGUAUACAACGACAUAUGUUAUUUUCGAAAUGAAAGUGUGAUGGUCAUAUCUAAUAUUUUUAUAUAAUACUAUAUAAAUAUAAAUCGGUGAUCGUAAUUAUAGGAUUGCUAAUAAAAUUCGUGGUUUCAUAUCGCAAAGCAAAGUGUUAGUUGCAUGUUUGAGAAAGUAUUCAUUUUUUAUUUAUUGUAAUAAGUUCAAUGAAUCUCUGUACAAAGAAACACUGGGCUAUAAUCGUCUAUAUAUAAAUGUUUUCAUGGUUUGCAGGAUAAAUGUGUUUUGUGAAGUAUACAUCGAUUUCUGGUCUUAGUUUUUCAUAGAAACUCUUUGAAUAACAUAAGUUCAAAGUAGUUCUCGCGUCAAGUAUCUUGACUGCCACAACUUCUGAAUCAUUUGACGUGUGUGGGCGGAGUUUGCCAAAAUACUUUGAUAUGAUUUUUCGUAUAACUGUAAUUUUGUAAUUUCCUUUUGAUGAAUUCUUCAACGAUUUAUUCAACACCCAGGGUUCCAAGUUCUCCGUUGCUAUGAGGGAUCUUAUAAGAGUUCCCCUAUUCUACAUAUAGCAUUGGUUAUCAACACUGAAAGUAGUCAGAUUGAAUUUGAUCUAACUAUGUCGUUUACUUGAUAAUUUAAUAUUCUUUACUAAUAAUUGAUACUUGCGAUUAGCUUUGUAGCCUAAACAAUUAAGAAUAUAGAUUUUGUAUAAACUGACAGAUUGUAGGUACAUACUAUGACGUUCCGAUAAGGUGGUCUCAUAUUGCAUGCAUAAUGUUUUUCUCUAUACAUUUUCUUCAAGUAUGCCAGAAUAGAGAAAAUCUAUAAUAUUUUCAAAUGGUUCAAUGGUAAUGCUCCAACGGAGGGACCAUAAUAUCCUUCUUUCUUGCAUUUUAUAUAUUUUUUGGAGAAUAUAUAUUUAACUUCCUCAAAAUUGGUUCUCUGGUACUUUUAAUGUUUUUUGUAUUUCGAAUUGCAUUCUAAUAGUCUGAUGGUAACAAUUGGUGAUGAUAUACAUAUGUGUUUACACAUUAAAUGUGCUUUCUUCAACUGAUCUUUGCAGAUUAUUUUAGUCUUUUAUGAUAUUAUUCGAAUUCUUAUUAUUAUCCUAUAGGGUUUCUAUAAUUUUUCAUGUCGAGGUUGUAAUAGCAUAACCUUUUUGUCUGUUUGGUAGUGUAUGAAUGUUUUAAUGUUUUUACCUAUACUUUGCAGUUUUUUGGGCAUUGUUUAGCUAAAUGUCGUAGAUCUGAGCGGUCAGACGUUAAACUAUAUAUGUAAUCAGAAUGCGUAAUGAUUGGCCGAAUGGUGGAUGCUGGAGAAUCUUGUUUUUUUUCUGAGGAUAAGAUCGUAUGGUGCAUAUUUUGUGCCCCCAUGUAUGUAGAAGAACAUAGCUUGUGGCUGCAAAAACAAUAAAUAUUGCUAUUUAUCCUGCAAAGUUUUGAGAAAAUUUGUCUAGAGACGAGCACAUAUAGGCCAGGAUACAUAAAUCUAUUUACACGAGAUUCAUAUGUUAGUAUCUUAAUUGUAACACUAGUUUCGUAGUAGAACUAAGUCAAUAUGUCAUACAUUUUGUCCCGUAAUUACAAAAUUUGAUCUUCUUUAAAGAAUAAUAUCACAACAUUUUUCUUUGACCAGUUUGUAAGAAAUUUUAUUCUAUUUUACAGUGUAGAUUUGAUUCUUUAGAUUCAUUAUUUGGUGAACUCAUAGAAUAUUAUAAGCUGUAUGUUUUCAAGCAGCUUUAUCAGUAUUAUUAAGUUCAUUUUUUAGUUACGUUAAAAAAACAAAUAAUCAAGAGCGACAUAAUGUAGAUGAAUAAGCCGAUCCUAUGUCUUUAUUUUAUAAAAAGUUAUCGUAAUACAUAUUAUUUUGUCAGAUUGUAUUUUAGUAAAUAUUUGUUUCAUUUUCACGGAUACAAUAUUUUCUUUUAUUUAAACAGUUAUUCGCGUACUCACGAUGCAUAUUUUAAAUAAUGCGCAAAAACAAUCAAUUUUCAUGUUUAUAAAUUAUUUUUUAUUAUUUAAAAAUUGUCGCAUGUAUUAUUAGUUACAUAAAAAUCCAUGUAAAAAUGCCUAUGUAGUAUAAACGUACAUGGGCAAAUCCACAGAACUUUUAGAUUUGCAAUUUGAUGCAUUUAUUUAAUGUUGUCUUCUGAUAUUUCAAUAUAUUAACGAUCAUAUGGACAUUUUUAGUGGAAGGUAUGAUAAAGUUUGUAAGCUCUCUGAGAAGCCAGGAAGAUGAUACAAAUUUUAAUUUUUGUAUUGCUUUGUGACUUUGUUAAUUUUCAAAUAUUUUAAGAAAGUUAUAAGAGCGCCCGCGCAAACGCCGUCAAAUACAGUCGAGGACACAAAUAGGGGGACAGUUUUUCAAAAAGUGGUAACUAUGGGAGUUUUCAACCGAUUUUCGUGAAACUUUGUCAGGAGUAGUUUUGAAGUGUCCUCUGGGUGUGUGCAAAGUUGCAUUGAUGCGAAGGGCUUAAUUCACCCCCGUAAAGGGGAUGGUGGAGAAAAACAGCAGUUCUGAAUGGGCCAGGAGUGACGGAAGAGGUUAAAAAAAAAACCACUUAGGGCGACUCUUCUUGAUGCCCUCUUCAGAAUGCACCCCCUGAAAUACCUUUCGGACAAACCCAACCUCUAAUAACCCCCACACCCUCCAAAAUCCACAAUUUUUGGACGACAGUCCCGAAUUUGGGCUCAAUGCAUUCCAUGGAGUCCCCUGAUCCAGGAAAUGCCAACGCCCACGCCGUGCGCUUCAUAGGCACUCCUUGGAGGGGCGGAAUAGCUCACCAUUUCUUAACCCCUUUCAUGAAGGAGCACUUCCACACCCCGGAGGGUUCACUAGGUUCAUUCUCGGUACGUUAGGGAUCAAUGUCGAAAAGAUCCCGUUUCAAAAGCUGCCCCUGGAGCUGAACAGGGGUAGCCCAAAAUUAGGGGUGAUCUACCCUUAAGCGUGGGGGUUGAAACGUCCCCGCGCAUGUCCCACGGUCCGGGGCACAUCACCAAACACUGUUUUGAUGUUUUUUCUCCACGUGGACAGUAUUAACGAACGAAACGUUUUUUUGGAAAACCCACCCCCAAGUUUAGGCCCGUCUGUAGGGUGAACGAGUAACCCCACGUCAAAGCCGUUCGCGGAUUUGGAUGUGCAAGUGCUUCAUUACCAGUUCCCUAACAAAUCAGAUUUUUUAAAUCACGCUUUCGUUGGCAAAUCGGGACAGAUUUAACAGAGCAGCAAGUGCGUGGUCAGCCCGACCCUGAAUCCAAUAGAACAUGGGUGGAACGAGUAUUAUUUGUUCUAUUUUCAAAGUUUACGGAAUUAUCCUUUGUUUCUUCUUCAAAGUUUAAUAAGUGUUGGGAAAUUGCCCGUGUUCUGCGUAGUCUGAGUAAAAUCCCACAUCUUUGGUUUUGAAC